AUGUCGAGGAAUAAUUUACGAUCCGGAAAGCCGGAUAUCGGUGAUACCGAUAAAAGAACCAGAAGCCCAUUCAACAGAAACAGCAUCUAUUGCAGCAGCGGGGACAAUAGCAGGAAUAGCAGCUUUAGCAGCAUACUGAGUGGGUAUCGCAGCAAAACAACCAGUGACAAGAACUUGAAAGAUCGCAACGUAGAGUCAUCAGACAUAUGGAGCAUGAAUUCAAACUUGAUGACAUCGGCACGUAAGCCGGAUCAUCAGAGGUCCGAAUUCCAGCCGAGAGCGACACCACACGCUGCGGAAUUAUCACGGAAUUCAUCCCAAGUGUCGCUGAGUAGUAUAAAUUCCAAUAUUCGAAGUCCCAACCCAUACAGGCAGAAAGGAUUGCUAUCAGAAAGACCGUUUAGAUCUUUGGCAAAAAGGAUAGGGUUAUACCUUCGGGGUAAGGAUCAAAGUGGCCGGGGAAGUGCGCAUUCACACUCUAGUCUUUUCCGCACCCAUAGUGGCACAAACAGCACAUCUUCAUCGUCAUUAUCCAAUUCAGUGAAGGAGACGCAUUAUGUGCAUGUUGAGUACGAUCCCAUGACAAGAAGACGGGUCCUCAACACUUAUGAGAUAAUCAGGGACUUGGGAAAGGGCCAGCACGGUAAAGUGAAGCUGGCACGUGACUUGGCGACCUCACAAUUGGUGGCAAUCAAGAUUGUGAAUAAAACGAGUCGGCCAAACGGGAUGCGGCGGCUUCCUGGGGCAAACGGGGCUCAAAAUGGCGAGACAAACGAGCUUGCCAGGUACCUUCUGCCGAAGAUUGCCUCGCAGGAGGAUGAGGUGCGAAGAGAGAUUGCAAUCAUGAAAAAAUGCUCCAACAAGCAUAUCGUCAAGCUUAUCGAGGUUUUAGACGCAGAAGGCUCCAGAAAAAUAUACAUGGUUCUGGAAUACAUGGAGAAGGGCGAGAUCUGCUGGCAGAGGAAGGAUAGCACUACUGAUGGCAAGCCGGAGCCGUUGUUGGAUCUGAAUCACGUGAAACGUGUUUUUAGGGAUGUUGUCUUUGGCCUCGAGUACUUGCACCACCAGGGAAUCGUCCACAGAGAUAUAAAGCCGUCUAAUUUGCUUGUGGACAAGAACGGCGUCGUGAAGAUUUCCGAUUUCGGUAUUUCCUUUGCCGCACACUUGGGUGGAGAACUUGAAUUGGCUAAAACUGCAGGAACGCCUGCCUUUUUAGCCCCCGAACUUUGCAACACGGAUGGUAUAGAUGACGUGAAGGUGACGUACAAGAUCGACAUAUGGGCCUUGGGUGUCACCCUAUACUGCCUUCUUUUUGGAAACUUGCCUUUCCAUGGCGAAACGGAGUUCCAGCUGUUUGAGGCAAUUAACAAUGCUCCGUUGUUGUUUCCGGAGAUGACAGACUGGAAGGUAGCCAAACCUUUGCGGGGAAGGGACUUCACGUUGGCUAAAAAUAUGGUUUACCAACUUCUCAAACGUGAUCCGGUGAAAAGAUGGGAUAUUGACGAGAUAAAGGACCAUCCAUUUUUCCUAGAUGGACUGGAAGGGGAGCAGCUCAAGGAAUUUAAACAGAACUGGGACAGUGAAAUGCAAAUCGACGUUACGCCCCAGGAUGUUGAUAAUGCUGUCACAGGCAUAGGAACACGAAUCCGUCAUAAAAUUGCAUCUGUGUUGAACAGAUCACACAAGGGUUCCCAUCACUCCAGUGUGAUGAAAUCUCUCACCAAGAGUAGUAGAAUUAACAGCAACUCCAAUGCAAGACAGCUUUCUCCAUGCUCUACCAGAAGCCAGAGUUUCAUGUCUUCAACAGGCUCGUCCAAUGCCGAUUCAGGAAAUAAAUCAUACAUUCUAUCCGAGGCCCUUGCGCGGUCACAGAACUCGAUUUCGCAUCCUGGGCGCUCGAGUUUGGUUGUGAGUCAGGAUCUCUCCUCAUCCGAUUCAUCACUCUCGGAGCAUUCCUCAAUUAUUUCCACGGAAGCCCAUCCUAUUUACACAUCUGGUGGAGAUACAGGCAGAAACAAGCAAAGCUCGGCCUAUCCACCAGUAAGUACAGACCGUCAAAAUUCAAUGUCAUCUGCAUCUUCAUCGGUAACAUCUUCGUCUGCCUCAUCGUCGACUGGCUCAGACUCAGAGUCGGCAGAGUCUAAUGGAAUUGAGAUAUAUCCAAGGAAACGAGACAUGGAUGCGGCACAUGCUGAUUCAGGCAAAGUCCACCAACCAUUGAAUCGUAGAGGUUCGACCCACUCUGGAGUUGGCUUGAUUCCAGUCCGUUCUAUGACUUCCGCGAUUUCCAUUCCAGAUGCACUCAAGCCGUUUGACAUGGAGCCAGUCACUCCUUCCUUGACAAGCGAGUUUUACCAGACGAUGUAUGAGAAAAGUGACACUCCUGGCUCUAAUACUGACAGCUGUCUCACAGGAGGUGCAAUCAGCGAGCCUCUAUCUACAAUUAAUUCGCCUACUUCCGGCUUGUCACCUGGAACUAUGAGUCCAAAGACUAUCACGGCAAUUUCUCAAAGUUCAUCUUUUGGCAAAAGCACAAACACAUCCGGAACUAAUACUAAUGACAGUUUAGAGUUACAAACCGUCACAAAACAGCCAUCUUCCGAACAUGCAAUCGACAGGGCUGCAAUAUACGGCAAGAAGCUACCGUUGACUCUAAUUCCAUCGGGUAAUCAAUCGUGGACUACAUCUUCAGGCUCAUCGUCAUCAUCCAGUGACUCGGAAGAUGACGAGCUUUUUUUGACCGUUGAUCCUAAACGUUCGAGAUUGAAUACGGUGAGAAGAAACGUGAUCAAACACGAAUUGGAGGUGAGGUCAAAGGAAAAAUCAAACGACGCACCUCGAACUCCCGUGAAGCCCCAAUUAGGAAAUAAUAUAGCUACAGCAGAUGGCACACCUCGUUCUAUGGGUAGAGAUUCAUCGUCUUUAAGAACGUUGAAAUGA
Brettanomyces bruxellensis is the source of this 2940-nucleotide messenger RNA. RefSeq lists its product as uncharacterized. Bases 1 to 2940 code for a protein of 979 amino acids. The record is from RefSeq and is a predicted model, not a curated record. NCBI's taxonomy places the organism in Eukaryota, Fungi, Ascomycota, Pichiomycetes, Pichiales, Pichiaceae. The transcript has a single exon. Gene Ontology annotation, biological process: protein phosphorylation. Gene Ontology annotation, molecular function: ATP binding; protein kinase activity.